Messenger RNA from Miscanthus lutarioriparius, 1149 nucleotides. The record is from the annotation of a GenBank genome assembly. Lineage: Eukaryota; Viridiplantae; Streptophyta; Magnoliopsida; Poales; Poaceae.
AUGGGUGAAGAGGCUGUCCACUUCAGCGUCGCCGACGCCAAGGACUGCAAACAGAGUGCCGCUGACGUCGGCGAUAAGACGUAUGUUAUCAGUAGAUCAGAUGAUGACUCCAAAACGUCUGUUGUGGUUAAAAUUCUUGACAAACUCACUCAGACUUGGGUUGUACCCACAAUACUUGGGAAACAGCCACCUCUAACCAAGUCGCAGUCUGUGAUUCCAGUUAGUGAUGAGAAGAUAUUGGUUAUCGAGAAGGGUGUUCCCUUGAAUGAGUCCAUCUGGUUCCUUGAGAUAGACACCCCCUUUGUUAAGCAGCAACGGAAAAUCAAGGGAACAGAAGUUGUUUCUUGGAGCAAGGGAGUAAUUGGUGUUGGCCAAAAACCGGUUGUGAUUAGUGGUCCUUCUGGUGUUGGUAAAGGGACAUUGAUUGCAAAAUUGAUGAAAGACUAUCCAUCGAAGUUUGGAUUUUCUGUUAGCCACACUACAAGGUCUCCAAGGGAGAAGGAAAUUGAUGGUGUUCACUACCACUUCACAGAACGAAGCAAGAUAGAGAAAGAUAUAAGCGAGGGCAAAUUUCUUGAGUUUGCUCAUGUUCAUGGAAAUGUUUAUGGCACAAGUAUUGAAGCAGUCGAAUCUGUAACUGAUGAGGGAAAGAGGUGUAUUCUCGACAUUGAUGUCCAAGGAGCUCGAUCCGUGAGGGCUUCUUCUCUUGAAGCAAUAUUCAUCUUUGUGUGCCCUCCAUCGUUCGAGGAACUAGAGAAGCGCCUUCGGGCACGGGGUACUGAAACAGAGGAGCAAAUCCAGAAACGACUCAGAAAUGCUCGGGCUGAACUUGAUCAGUCCAAUGAACCUGGUCUCUUUGAUCAUCUUUUGGUCAAUGAUGACCUUGAGACAUGCUAUGAGAAUUUGAAGAAGUUGCUUUCUCUGGAUGAUGACCAAGAAGAUUCAGAUGAUUUUUUUAACAAGGAGGGCAAAGGAACUGCAAGUUACUCUAUCGUGUCCAAAACUGACUCAGAAAUUUUGUUGCAAUCUGAGACUAAUGAAGCCAAAAAUGGAGCUGCAUGCUUGCUGGCUCUUGAUUUGUCGUCUCUCUCAGGCGGUGCGCCUGGACGAACAAGGGGCCUCAAGAUACGCUCAGUUAACUCCUUUUGA